UAAAUUACAAUGGUGCGUUUAAUUAUGCAACGGGCAGGGCCCGGGCCGCAGGGGAGGCGCUGAUUGGGCUGGCGAGCCCCGGGCACGGCGGAUGGCACAGGAGACGCGCGGGGCCACUCGCGCAGGGGACCAGACCCCGGGGCGAAGGGGCGAGGAGGAGCUGCCCACCCCGGGGCAGGAGCGGGGCACGGCCCGGCCCGGCCCGGCACGGCCCUCAGCAUGACAGAAGAAGCGCCCGCAGCUGCCACCAUGCCGGCGUGCAACGGGAGCCUUCCCCCGGAGGACGGCCCGCUCCAGGUCAUCGGCGGCCUCGAGGAAAUCGCGAAAUCUCUUGGGACAGUCCCGUAUGCAAAUGCGGAAACGAGCCCCGACACUCCACCUGCAAAGGAAAAUCCGGAGGAAAGUAGAAAUUCACUGCCAGGGGACGUCACUCCUGAGAAUUUUGCUGGAGAGAAGCGAUGCCAAGAAAAGCGAGAGGAGAGCGCUGGGACACCGCAGCAGGGACCAGCGGAUAUCCAGGACGCAGGGACCAAUGGCCAGGGACCAGGGGAAGGUCCGGGUGGCACGGCGGGGACGGUCACGACGGGGACGGUCACGGCGGGGACGGUGACAGCGGGGCCGGGUGGCACGGUGGCAGCAGCCGGCAGGGAGGUACCGGAGACCCCGCCGGGCAGCGCCGAGCCCAGAGGGAACGCGGCCGAGGAGGAGGAGGAGGAGGAGGAGGCUGAGGAGGAGGAGGACACCGAAGAGGACGAAGUUCAGGUGAUCGAAAUCAAGAAGGAGAGCGGCGAGGCGUCCCGCCUGCAGCAGCGAGACGGCGGCAAGCAGCCAGCGCCCCCGGGCAGCCCCGGCCGCAACUCCCCGCUGGAGAAACCGGGGGAGCAGCCCAGCCUGGGGAAGAAGAACGACAUCUCCAGACACAGCUAUUCCAGGUACAACACAAUCUCCUACCGGAGGAUCCGUAAAGGAAACACCAAACAGCGGAUCGACGAGUUCGAGUCCAUGAUGCACUUGUGAACUGAGGGGGAGCGCCUAACGCGCCGGGCCUUCGCUCUGGGCUUGCUUUCAUUUCGCUCCCCCAAAGCGCGUCCUGCACACGACACAAGGUCACUGCUUUCCUUCUUUUUGUAUAUGAUUUAUAAUACACCGUGAGAAUUUAACGCCUUGGCUUUGGCGGGGCAGAGCAUCCGUAGCGCAGGAGAAUAAAUAAUCAGAGUGCUAAAUACG
This is a messenger RNA of Motacilla alba alba, 1227 nucleotides long. It is a transcript of the gene ERMN, whose product is annotated as ermin. The record is from RefSeq and is a predicted model, not a curated record. The coding region runs from base 220 to 1017 and encodes 265 amino acids. Gene Ontology annotation, molecular function: actin filament binding. The transcript has 3 exons. Gene Ontology annotation, biological process: regulation of cell shape; actin filament organization; morphogenesis of a branching structure. Gene Ontology annotation, cellular component: myelin sheath; neuronal cell body; paranode region of axon. Lineage: Eukaryota; Metazoa; Chordata; Aves; Passeriformes; Motacillidae.